GUAAACGCUAGUGAAUUGGAUAAUUUAAUUAAAAAAUGAAUGAAAAAUGCUUAAAUGACAAUAGAAAUUAUUGAAGUCAAUUGCGUUUUACAAUUAUGAGUAGUAAUGCUAAUGCUAAUGAGUGCAAAUAAGUGAUCUCACAUGCGCGUGUCUGAUAAAUCAACUGGGUGCGCGUUCCCGUAGCAAAUGUCCGUGCGCGCAGCACUAUCUUUUGAUGAAUCUGAGUAACAGCGCGCCAAAUGGGAAGGGAGGAAAGUUUGUAAACAGCUAACGUUGAUUCCGUCGGUUUUGUUAAAAAGUUAUGGCUGGGUGAUGAGCACCUUCUACCUCAAGAAUGUGUAUGCAACGUCAGUAGUGGAUUUGGCGAGGGCCGACUGUUUGAAAUCGAGCUAUGGAGCUAGGAAACAUCUGUGUGUGGCCAAGACUGGAGCCCUUCCUUCUAGGGGCUCUCCAGGUGGCCCCCUCCAACAAGCUGAGCAUGCACUACCUGCGCAAGAUGGCCGCCUAUGUGCAUACGCGCGAUGGCUGCUACCCCAGGCUGGGCUGGUUGAUGUGGCGACACAUCGCCUGCGGCAAGCUGCAGCUGGUGGAGGACCUGGCCUGGCUCUACUUUGAGACCUUUGACCUCCUGGCACAGCACACGCCAGAGGAGAGGCUGGAGUGGGCGGAAGCUCUGUCCCAGUGCUCCUCCCCCAAGGAACUGGAUAAGCAGAGGAGUAAGCUGUCUGUGGACACCCUGCAGUUCCUGCUCUUCCUCUACAUGCAGCAGCUGAACCGCGUCUCCCUGCGGACCUCUCUGAUCGGCGAAGAGUGGCCAAGCCCCCGCUCACGCUCCCCCUCCUCUUCUGACCGCGAGGCCAAGUUCAACUCCCAGAAUAAGAACUGGGAUGACCAGGCGCACCUGACCUUUGUGCAGUCGCACCUGUCGGAGCUGCUGGAGCUCCUGCUGGAGCCGGGGCAGCUGAGCGGCUCGGGACAGGUGCUGCGGGACAGCCAGGUGCCCCUGGAGGCGCUGCACGGCCUCAGCCUGCUGCUGGAGGGCUCCAUGAGCCGUGGACGCUCCGUCCACCCGCUCCACAGGCUGCUCUCGCGGCCCCCACUGCAGGCCCAGGCCGGCUACUCCAAGCUCAGCCGCUCGUUCGGCCUGCAGCAGCUGCAGCAGUGGCUACGCCAGGCGCUCACGCUCAACCCGUUCGGCAUCUCCGCCUGUCUGCGCUCGGGCAAGAAGCUGGCGUGGGCGCAGCAAGUGGAGGGAGCCAUCAAGAGAGCAAAGAUCGCACGCAACACACACAUGGCACCACCUGGCAGCAGGGUGGUCCUGAUGUCUCAGAUCUACAAGCAGACGCUGGCCAAGGACUCUGAGAAGCUGGCGGGGUCAAACAUCAAGCUGCACCGUUGCAGCGAGGCCUUCAUCUACCUGCUGUCCCCUCUCAGGUCUGUAUGUCUGGAUAAGUGUCGGAAUAGCACGGUGGUGCUGGGCCCGGUGGAGUGCAGCGUCCACAUGCAGGGCUGCGAGAACGUCCGGCUGGUGUGCGCCACGGGCCGCCUGGCAGUGGGCUCGUCCUCGCACUGCAACAUCCACCUGCUCACCCCCACCCGGCCCCUGCUCCUGCCCGGCAACGUGGCCCUCACCCUGGGGCCCUUCCACACCCACUACCCCUCCCUGGAGGAUCACAUGGCCAGUGCAGGCCUGGCCGUGGUGCCCAACCUCUGGAACCAGCCUCUGCUGUUGGGCGCCGAGGGCAGCUUGCUUGACGAGGGCUGCUACCGCAUCCUGCCGCCGGCGGAGUUCUGCCCUUUGGUGGUGCCCUUCCAGAUGGAGGGGGACACCUGCGAGGUGCCGGGGGGUCUGCCGCCCGCCUACCAGAAGGCUUUGGAGGGAAGGGAGCAGCGGGUACAGGAUUGGCAGAGGACCGUGAAGGAGGCCCACCUCAACAAGGAGCAGCGGCGUCAGUUCCAGGCCCUGGUGGAGCAGAAGUUCCACGAGUGGCUUUUAGCCACUGGACAGCGUCAGGAGCUGGACAGCCUCAUUCCCCCGGCCGCCGCUGCCCCAGACAGUCCUGCUGGCGGCCGCACUAAUGGAGACCACAGCGGCCAGAGCCUGCGGCCAAACGGGAACAAGCAGAAUGGAUCACUGAGGCAGGGCGCUGGAGAGAAGCCCACAACCGUGAGCUAAGAGACUAGCCGCUACAGCUAACUCAGAGCCAACCAGAGACGGAGACGGAGAGGGAGAAAGAGAAAAAGACUCCUUACAAAACAAGCCCUCUCUUUCCAGGCUAGCCUGGAACAUAAAACAUAACCUUGCAAGCUGUACUGUAUUCCUCCAGACCCAAGAGGACUGCUUUCAAACUCCGUUACGUCCGAAACAAACAGGCGUUCUGUUAUUUCAUGCACCUCCACGUGGCUUUGGGUUUUCUCCAUGAUAUCUGCACAGCAGGCGCACACACAUGAGUAGAUACUCUAGUUUACUUACUUUAGAACCAGGGUUGCAGCUCAGCUUUUGGCAAAGAGCAGCUGAAGUAUGAAAGCAUUCCUCAUUGUGCUAUGGUCAAAGUGAUUAGAUAACCAUAUGUCUUUGAGACAGGGCCUGAGAGAAUCGGUACAAAAGGAACACACAGACAGCAUUCAAUAGAUUGUUGUGCACUUAUGUGGUUCAGGUGAAUAAAAGGCCAUCAAUUGAGCCUCAAGAGAGAGUUAAUAAUGUACUGUCUGUCCUUAGGAUCACUGCUGCACAUCGCACGUUUGUUUAUUUGUUCUUUUUGCCUUUAUUUUU
This is a messenger RNA of Alosa alosa (allis shad), 2773 nucleotides long. RefSeq names its product TBCC domain containing 1 (gene tbccd1). Gene Ontology annotation, cellular component: spindle pole centrosome. The coding region runs from base 392 to 2176 and encodes 594 amino acids. The record is from RefSeq and is a predicted model, not a curated record. Gene Ontology annotation, biological process: maintenance of Golgi location; maintenance of centrosome location. The transcript has 7 exons. Lineage: Eukaryota; Metazoa; Chordata; Actinopteri; Clupeiformes; Clupeidae.